ACAUGAUUUAAACUUCCUUGUUCACAUGUCCACAAACAAACAUGCUGGUUUUUAGCAUGGAUGGAUAUGUUUCUAACCGCGUCUUGUGUAUACUACUAACAUCAUGUGCAGGAUUUGUUUAUUGCUCACCUUAUAUUGACACUUUUAACUACGGUGCGUAUGCUGAGUGGAAGCCUUGCUACAAAAACUGCUCAUGUUUUGAGCAACAUCAAGGAUUUGUGAAGGUGGACUGCUCAGAUCGACGUUUGGAACGAGUUCCAUACCUGCCUCCCACUGUGAUUUGGCUCAAUCUGAGAAAAAACUUGAUUAAAAGUUUAUCGUUCAAUUCGGACAACGAUGAAUCGGAACAUCCGAACAGACAGCCGUUUGAUGGACUUCGCAAUUUACAGUACCUGGACAUCUCCAGCAACAGUCUGGAGAAUGUGGACCCUGGUGUUUUUAAACCUUUGAUAUCCCUGGUGUCUUUUAAUAUGAAGAAUAAUUCUGUCAAACUAGGAGAAAACUGGGAAAAAGUGAAAAAAGUGCUUAAUAGUCUUAAAUCGUUAGAGGAACUCAGGAUCGAUGGAAUUGGUAACGUUUCAUUUGCGGAAGGAUGUCCCGGUCUUAGCAAUCUAUCCCUGCUGGAUAUGUCUGGUUUAACGGGAAUUUGUGAAAUCAAAAUAAUUCAACGUGACUUCUUUCUGAAUACUCCAUUUCUGAAACAUCUGGAUAUAUCUUCUUGUAAAAUCCAACAUAUUGAAGAGGGAGCUUUUGGAUUCUUAACGAAACUGGAAACGCUACAUAUAUCCUACAACAAAGAAUUAGGAUUUGCUUCUCUUCCAAAUAUCACUUAUAACAUGACACAUACAUCUAUCAAAAGACUUUAUUUACACAACAUUAAUUGUUUGACUGGGAUAGGAAAAGAAUUGUUGACACAUCAUGUUGUGAACUUGAAAGAAACGCAUUUACAGGAGCUUGUUUUAUCGAGAAAUCGAUUAGAACUUUUGGAGAGAGGGCUGAUAGGUUGUUUGCCAGGUACAUUGCAAAAGCUAUCAUUAGCUGAGAAUAAACUUCUGUUAGGUCCGUAUCUCAUGGAUUUUGUCAACUUUCACAGUUUGAAAAUAUUCAACAUGAGCCUGCGAUUUGAACCGCCUGUGUACGAGACUGCAGUUUUCGAAGUCUGUUCGGAAAACGAAGAUGAUAUAAAUGCUCAAAAUACCACACUCCUCCGACAAAAUAUUGUAGACGACAACUUUUCAAAAUUCUUACGCUACUUUGGAAAUCCCUCUUUUACUGUAGAAUCUAAAUGGAAACCAGUUUUCUUUAUUUACCUGCCAGGGAAUUUUGAGACUAUCUAUGCAAAUGCCAGCAGAUUAUACUCCUCUUUAAACACAUUUGGAUUGAUUGCACCCAAAUUAAAACACAUGUUCUUCCAAGAUAAUCUGCUGUAUGAAUGGAAGGGAACUAUAUACGGAAUUCAAAACGUUACCCAUAUCGAUCUCUCCAAUAAUUUUUGUACCAAAAUGUCAUCUGACUUUUUUCUUCAUGCAACAGGACUUUUGCAUCUCAAUAUGUCAAGAAACUCGAUAGGAGACAAUUUAGAAAGUGAUUGGAAUGGUUUAAUCUUUAGAAAGUUGGUUUCACUGGAGAUCUUGGACAUAAGCUUCAAUAGCAUAUUUGAUAUGCCACAUUUGCUCUUCAUCAAAUCUAGAAAUAUAAAGAUUCUAGUGUUGAAUAAUAACCAGCUCUCUGAUUGGAAUGUGCAUGUUAGACAUAUGGUCUACCUCCAACAUCUGGAUUUAUCUAAAAAUAGAAUUGAUUCUAUCAGAGAUAGUAUGAGGGAAGAACUGUCAUUUUUGAUGAUGACUAAAAACACUUCUAUAGACCUAUCAGAUAACAAUGUUGAUUGUUCAUGUACUAAUCUUCCCUACAUAGAAUGGAUGGUGAAGCAUAAAGCAAACUUAAAACGUUUUGGUGACUAUGAAUGCGCUAUCAAAAGUAAGAACAUUUUCAAUUUUAGAGACCCUAAGACAUCUCUGGAGACGUUGGCAAAGGAAUGUGCAUCUUACACGAUUUAUUACAUUAUCGUGUCCAUUUCACUAACUACUGUGAUAUUCGUGUCUAUUGCUGUGGUAGUCAAAAGAAACAUUUGGACUAUAAGGUUUACGAUCUAUCAAAUGAAGCAAAACCUGAAGAGAGGAGGUCAAUAUAUGCAAAUACUUUACCAAAGAAAGCGAUCAGAUUAUGCCUUUGACGUAUUUAUUUCAUAUUCUGCUCGGGAUCGAGGAUUCGUCAUUAAUGAUCUCGACGAAAAGUUAAAAGAAUUGAAUCUUCGUACAUGUAUACGGGAGAGGGAUUUUCUGCCUGGUUGGGACAAAGUUGACAAUAUCAUGAACGCCAUAGAGAUCAGCAGAAAGACUGUAUGUGUGGUAUCUAAAUCGUAUUUACAAUCCGGCUGGAGGGACUAUGAAUUAAACAUGGCGAAAAUAGAGGGGAUAAAAAAUAGAGGCGGACUUGGGCACCUGUUUGUAAUCAUCCUACCGGACACGUUUGAUGUUGAUAAAAAAUGCCCGAAUUCUCUUAAGGACUUAAUCAGAGAGGAUUACUUUCUUCGUUUUCCUUACUCCACUACAGAAGAAUCAAAUAAAAUUGAAUUAGAGGAGGAAAUAAAAAGGUUCUGGAAUAAAUUUUCUGAAGCAAUUUUAAAUGGAACAAAUAAUACAUAAUAUCCUUUCUUGAUUUCUUGAAGAACAAGACAUGCUGAUAGCGAAAACAAUUCAUGAAACAUUAAAUAUAAUGAAAUGCAAAUAUAGAUUUACAGAAUGUAAAUGUAAUUUCAAUUGAUUGUACUAUUUGAACUGAUUUGGGUGUGAAUGGUCGACAGGGGAUGCUUACUCCUCCUAGGCACCUGAUCCCACCUCAGAUAUAUCCAGAGAUCCGUGCUUGCUCAACUCUUUAUUUUGUAUUGCUUGUGCGAUUGAGAUUGAUCACUGGUCGUUAUUUUCGCCUUUCAUCUUCAUAUCCACAACUUGUGGCAAUAGUUUAAAAUAAAUGUUCUGGAGAUUUAUAUAAUGUGUGUUGUUUAGAUGGAACAACAAUGCCUAUUAUUCUGUUUUAUUUUUAUUUUUUACUUCUUUUAUUUUUGCAUGACAUGUUACAGUGUGAAGGAAUGAUAUGAAAAAUGUUUAAUAUUUAUCUAAACAUAUAAUGGUGAUUCCGAUUUCUUAUUAAUGCAAUGUGUAUUGAAUUGUAUAAAAUUAUUGGCAUCGAUCCUAUUUUCAGAAUUAAUUUAGGCAAUAUAAGUUUAAAGCGAAAA
Molecule: messenger RNA, 3295 nt
Organism: Ostrea edulis (European flat oyster)
Lineage: Eukaryota; Metazoa; Mollusca; Bivalvia; Ostreida; Ostreidae
Product: toll-like receptor 4
Exons: 1
Coding region: 42-2705 (887 amino acids)
Biological process (GO): inflammatory response; immune response; toll-like receptor signaling pathway
Cellular component (GO): membrane
Molecular function (GO): transmembrane signaling receptor activity; protein binding
Source: RefSeq, a predicted model, not a curated record